Neoarius graeffei (lesser salmon catfish) is the source of this 4683-nucleotide messenger RNA. RefSeq names its product collagen alpha-4(IV) chain-like. Gene Ontology annotation, molecular function: extracellular matrix structural constituent. Gene Ontology annotation, cellular component: collagen trimer. The record is from RefSeq and is a predicted model, not a curated record. The transcript has 41 exons. The coding region runs from base 1 to 4683 and encodes 1560 amino acids. Lineage: Eukaryota; Metazoa; Chordata; Actinopteri; Siluriformes; Ariidae.
AUGGAAUUUACUUCAGAAGUUGGUGCUGGGAAUAACUUUAUAAUCAAGUUGGCUGCACAACAAGUUGGAAAACUGAGGUGGAUCGUACUGGUGCAUCUUACUGAACGGCACACUGAUGCAGGUAAAGUGUUGGAGCCAUGUAAUGGCAGGAACUGCUCUACGUGCACAUGCCAACCUGCCAAAGGUGCCCGGGGGGCACCAGGGCAACUGGGUGAACAGGGGAUUCAGGGUGAGUAUGGCCCACACGGCCCACCGGGACCACAAGGUGAGAAGGGCAGACGAGGGGAGGAGGGGGAAGCAGGGCCUGAUGGACCUCCAGGGGACAGGGGGAUGACUGGUCUCCCAGGCUUUCCUGGAGCAAAUGGUGUGGAUGGCCAUGUUGGUGAUGGAGGUCUUCCAGGUCCACCAGGAUCAUGUGGCGCUAAAGGGUCUCCAGGGGGAAAAGGUGUCCCUGGGACACAUGGGUUGGAUGGAAUACCUGGACGACAUGGACCUAAAGGACAGAAAGGUGUGAAGGGGGAGCCGAGCUUCAUCAAUAUAUAUCAGGGGGACGCUGGAAAACCUGGUCCACCUGGUCCACCAUGUCCUUUUGUUAUACCUGGACCUGAAUAUCUUCCUAAAGGAGAAAAGGGACCCACAACAGGCCCUGGCAUGAAAGGGGAAAAAGGAAUUAUUGGAUUUCCUGGUUUACGAGGUCUCCCAGGUAAAGAUGGACCAGCAGGACUUCCAGGUCUACAGGGACCCAAUGGAGACCCAGGUCCACCUGGUCACCGAGGUCACCCUGGUCUGAAGGGUGAAAUGGGAGAUCCAGGUUUGAAAGGUCCUCUAACUGUUCUCAACACUGAGCGAGGGCCACCUGGUGAACCAGGGCCAUGUGGACCACCUGGGCUACCUGGGGAUUAUGGAUUAAUGGGAGAACCAGGAUUUCCUGGUCAUCCAGGAGAAACUUUCCCCGGACCACCUGGACAUCCUGGACUGCCAGGUUCUGAAGGACCCAAAGGGUUCAAAGGAGACUCAGGUCUGCUUAUUGAGUUUGAACCUGGACCUCCUGGGUUACCUGGGCUUCCUGGGAUCAAAGGAGUCCGAGGUCAACCUGGUCCAACUGUUAAAUUAGAUAAGUGUUGCCCUCCUUAUCCAGAAUCACCUGAGGAAAAAGGGGACAGAGGAUUGCCCGGGGUAAAAGGUGCUAAAGGGCAAAAAGGUUAUCCUGGGGAUAAUUAUUGCACUUCAAGUGGGGAACAGCCACCAGGUCCUCCUGGUCCUCCUGGACUCCCAGGAUAUGAUGGUGUUCCUGGAAGUACAGGAGAAAGAGGUGAUCCUGGAUCCCCAGGAGAUCCAGGUCUGCCUGGUGCUAUUGGACGCCGAGGCCCAUGUGGUCCCCAAGGUUACAAAGGUCAGAAAGGAGACACUUAUUUUUCAGCAGUAAAAGGUAUAAAAGGAGAUAGGGGUGAUCCCGGGCUCCCUGGUCAACCAGGAGAAAAUGGCCAGGAAGGUAUUUCAGGACCACAAGGUUCGGUUGGAGACCCAGGACCACCAGGAAAUGGAUAUCAAGGUCCAAAAGGAUACAAAGGUUUACCAGGAGCCAUAGGGCCUAAAGGUGACCCAGGGCCUCGAGGUCCUCAAGGCCAAGGUAUUCAAGGUCCAAGGGGGCUGCCAGGAGAACCAGGAAACCAAGGCAUUGAUGGUCUGCCUGGAUUUCCUGGACCUCCAGGUUCUCCUGGGCCUUCAUGUUGUCCUGAUAACCCUGGACCUCCAGGACCAAAGGGUGACACUGGAGCUCCCGGGCUACCAGGAGCACCUGGGGAUGCUGGUCCUGAUGGAAUCCCAGGCCCAAAAGGAGAACAAGGAGAUGAUGUCUUUGGAGGAUUUGGGCCUCAAGGUUUUCCAGGAUUACCUGGUGAUCCAGGUGAUCAAGGUCCCACUGGAAGUAGCUAUGCUGGCACACCAGGCUCACCUGGGCCACAAGGACCACCAGGGCUCAAGGGGUGUCAAGGUGAUAAUUUAUCUGGUAAUCCUGGACUUCCUGGACUAGUUGGAUUACCUGGAAGCCCAGGUCCAAAGGGUACUCGUGGUCUGUUGGGUCCUCCUGGAGUAACAGGAGAAAAUGGGCUCCCUGGUCAUCAAGGAUGUAAAGGGCAGGUUGGGGAUGAUGGGGACCCAGGUCCACCUGGAAUACCAGGGACUGUACCUAAUUUUUGUGCUGCUCUCCCAGGUCCGCCAGGUCCCCCAGGACCUGAGGGUCUGCCUGGAUUGCCAGGAUUGUAUAUUCAUGCAGGUAUAAAGGGAGAAAAAGGACUGAUUGGUAUUCCAGGAUAUGGCCCAAAUGGUCCUUCAGGCUCACCUGGCCUACCUGGCCCCCCUGGUUCCCCUGGGCCAAAUGGUUCAAAAGGAACAGAUGGUGAACCAGGACUACCUGGGCUUCCUGGGAUAAAAGGAAUGAAUGGGGAACCUGGUUUAGCUGGAGCAAAAGGAUUCCCUGGGAAGCCAGGUUUACCGGGGCCUCCAGGCAGGAAAGGAGAGAGUGGUGAUCAGGGGCCAACUGGUUUGACUGGAUCCAAAGGAUCCAAAGGAUCCAAAGGUGUUAAGGGAGCUCCAGGGACUCCAGGCAAUUUCACCAUGCUGAAAGGCAAAAGGGGCUUACCUGGACUCAAUGGUGAAUCAGGAUUCCCAGGACCUAGAGGUAAAAGGGGUCAAUCUGGGUUGCCUGGAAAACCGGGUCUGGAUGGAUUAGAUGGUGCCCCCGGAUUUCAGAAAGGUUUGCCUGGCUUGCCUGGAAGACUUGGCCUGCAGGGGCCACCAGGCCCACAAGGGCUCAAAGGAUAUCCAGGUGAUGGGGGAUUCCCAGGAUGCACUGGAGAGCAGGGUGAUAUAGGUUUUCCUGGAUUAAAUGGUCCCCCAGGCUACCAAGGGCUGCCAGGCAACAAAGGUGACAAAGGGGACAGUACUGGAUGUCCUGGUCCUGCUGGACCAAAGGGGAGUAAGGGUGAAAGUGUAUGCGUAGCUGAAUUUGGAGAUCCAGGAGACCCAGGGAAGCUAGGACAUCAAGGUCCACAGGGACAGCCUGGUCAUCCUGGUCCCUCUGGGCCACCAGGUCCUGAUGGAUAUCAAGGAAAUAGAGGUCCUCCAGGGCUUUCUGGUCCUUUGGGUCCUCCAGGCAUUCCAGGGUUUCUUGGACCUAAAGGGCAUCUAGGUCUACCAGGUCAGAAAGGAAUUCAAGGACCACCAGGUCUUGAUGGCCUAGAUGGACUCCCUGGUCCAAAAGGAGAGAACGGCUGGUGUGGUAAUGAUGAUGUUGGCCUUCCUGGGUUACAAGGUGAUCCAGGAGACCAAGGCCCACCUGGUGACCCAGGAAUCCCAGGAGACAUUGGGCUUGGGCCCAAAGGACAGAUUGGAUGUCCUGGACACCAAGGUCCCCCUGGUAAUCCAGGUCUACCUGGUGUCCCAGGUCCGCCUGGUCCUCCAGGUUUAGCUGUUUCUGGAGAUCCUGGAGAUGAAGGACCAUCAGGACUACCAGGGCAAGAUGGUGUAAGAGGUUCAGUUGGAUCCCCAGGAGAUACUGGCUUUCCUGGACCACCAGGAGUCAAAGGGCAGAAAGGACUUCCUGGUUUAAUAGGUUUACCUGGAUCAAUAGGUUUGAAAGGAACUGAUGGACCACCAGGGUUGAAAGGUGAAAAAGGGAUCACAGGGGCCAGGGGUCCCCAAGGUCGUAAUUGUACAGUGGUACCACCCACUCUGAACCCCCCUCAGUGUGGGCCACCAGGACAACCUGGGGUGCCAGGACCUCCAGGAUACCAAGGAGUAAAUGGACACCCUGGAAAUCCAGGAGCAAUUGGUUCCAAGGGUCAGACAGGCCCUUAUGGGUUACCUGGGAAACCAGGAACUCCAGGACUUCCAGGCCCACCUGGAGAUGCUGGAGAUCAUGGACAAGAUGGUUUUGUGGGGCCACAAGGCCCACCAGGGCUCCCAGGUGAGCCAGGUUUCCCAGGGCCAGUGGAUCCAGUGGACUCUGGCUUUCUCCUGGUUAUCCACAGUCAGUCAGAGGUGGUGCCGCAGUGUCCAGCAGGCAUGCCUUUACUCUGGAGUGGUUAUAGUCUUCUUUAUUUGGAAGGCCAGGAGAAAGCUUACACACAAGACCUGGGCCGAGCUGGCUCCUGUCUGCGUGUUUUCAGCACCAUGCCCUUCUCCUACUGUAACUCUGCCGCCUGUCACUACGCCAGUCGCAAUGACAAAUCCUACUGGUUGAGCACCAACAACCCUUUGCCUAUGAUGCCCAUAUCAUGCGGGGAGAUCUACCAAUACGUCAGCCGCUGUGUGGUGUGUGAAGCUCCAAGUCCAGCCGUAGCAGUCCACAGCCAGAACACCAGUGUGCCCAGCUGUCCAAUCGGCUGGAGAAGUCUAUGGAUUGGCUACUCAUUCCUCAUGCACACUGGCUCAGGUGAUGAAGGUGGUGGUCAGUCUCUCACCUCAUCAGGAAGCUGUUUGAAGGACUUCAGGACUCAGCCGUUUGUGGAGUGCCAGGGUCCACGUGGGACUUGCCAUUUCUUUGCCAACGUCUACAGCUUCUGGCUGACCGGCGUGAGCCAUGAGCAGGAGCAUGGCUUAGCACCAAAAACUCGCACUCUCAAGACCAUGUCGCAGCAGCGAGCGUGGAUCAGCCGCUGCCAUGUUUGCAUGAAGCAGUGA